Messenger RNA from Cyprinodon variegatus (sheepshead minnow), 2445 nucleotides. RefSeq names its product cyclic nucleotide gated channel alpha 4 (gene cnga4). The coding region runs from base 50 to 2197 and encodes 715 amino acids. The record is from RefSeq and is a predicted model, not a curated record. Gene Ontology annotation, molecular function: protein-containing complex binding; intracellularly cAMP-activated cation channel activity; intracellularly cGMP-activated cation channel activity. NCBI's taxonomy places the organism in Eukaryota, Metazoa, Chordata, Actinopteri, Cyprinodontiformes, Cyprinodontidae. Gene Ontology annotation, cellular component: plasma membrane; intracellular cyclic nucleotide activated cation channel complex. The transcript is spliced from 7 exons. Gene Ontology annotation, biological process: monoatomic cation transmembrane transport.
CGACGCCAAGUGCCCGGGUUUGAAGCAAAGAUAGAAAAUACCUCUAAGAAUGGAUCAUCUAGGUAACGUUAGAGUCAGGACAAACCGAUGGCGAAGGCUGCUCAGGUGGCAUCAUGGACAAAAAAUGAACGAGGAAGGCGAAGAUGGAGGCAAGGAUGGCGAGAAAAAGAGGUCAUUUUGGAACAUGAGGUUUGAAUUCAAUUGGAGAGAGUGGACUGUUGAUCCUGCAGAGACCUUUUAUUACGUCUGGUUACAGGUGAUGAUUGUGCCCAUUGUUUACAACUGGGUAAUAAUCAUUUUAAGGACCUGCUUCACAUCGAUUGGGCUGAACUACCUCCCUGUGUGGCUCACAUUGGACUAUCUGUCAGACCUGAUGUAUGCUGCUGAUAUGGCCAUCACUCUUCAUACUGGUUUCUUAGACCAAGGAAUCCUCAUCAAGGACCUGACUCGUUUGAGGAAACGCUACCUGCACUCUAAACGCUUUCUGUUUGAUUUAGUUUCUCUGCUGCCAACUGACUUCCUCUACUUUGCCGUUGGUAUUGAAACUCCCUUAGUGAGGGUCAACCGCCUCCUUCAUAUUCCACGACUCAGCGAGGCUUUAGACCGCAUGGAGACCAGAACCUCCUACCCGAAUACUUUCCGCAUCACAAAGCUGAUGAUCUACAUCUUUGUGCUGAUCCACUGGAACGCCUGCCUCUACUUCGCACUAUCCAGUUACAUCGGCUUUGGAAGCGAUCACUGGGUUUACCCCAACAUCACUGAGCCGAGGUUUGCCUCCAUGCGGCGCCAGUACUUGUACUGCUUCUGGUUCUCAGCCCAGAUUUUCACCACUGUAGGAGACACCCCUCUGCCAAGCAGGGAGGAGGAGUACUUAUUUAUGAUUGCAGACCUCCUCAUUGCUGUGCUGGUGUUCGCAUCAAUCGUCGGUAAUGUUGGGAACGUCAUCACAAGCUUAAGGGACAGAGAUAAUGUAUUUUUCCCCAACCAUGAAUUGGUAAAAGCAUACCUGCGUAGCCACCACAUUAGCAAGGAGCUUCGACAACGCAUCGACAACUGGUAUCAGCAUCUUCACAUCAACAAGAAGAUCAUGCGGGAGAAUGAAAUCUUGCAGCAGCUUCCGUUACACAUGAGAACCGAUAUCGCUGUCAGCGUCCACCUUCCAACACUUUCCAAAGUUACAAUUUUCCAGAACUGUGAGAAAAGUCUGCUGGAGGAGCUGGUUCUGAAGCUCACACCUCAGGUGUUCAGCCCCGGCGAAUAUGUUUGCAGGAAGGGAGAUGUCGGCCAUGAGAUGUAUAUCAUCAAAGAGGGGAAGCUUGCAGUCGUAGCAGAUGAUGGGGUUACAGAAUAUGCAGUGCUGGGUGCAGGGAACUUCUUUGGAGAAAUUAGUAUCCUUAAUAUCAAAGGCAACAAGUCAGGAAACCGCCGCACUGCCAACAUCAAAAGCAUCGGCCAUUCUGACCUGUUCAGCUUGUCCAAAGAGGACCUCACUGAUGUGCUGUCUGAGUUUCCUGCAGCCAAACGUCACCUAGAGGAGAAAGGCCGGCAGAUCCUUGUCAAGAUGGGCAUGUUGGAGGAAAGGGCAGAGGUAGAGGAGGUGGAAGCUGAGAAGAUUGAAGCAAAGAUUAAAAGGCUAGAGAGGACUCUAGAAGAUCUGCAGACCAAACUAGCACGCCUCAUGAUGGAGUUAGAGUCAAGCAACAAAAAGAUGCAGGCCAGAGUGGAGCAGCUGGAGCUGCAGGUGGCUCUGCUGGAAACUCACCUGCCACAUGAUGGACAAGGAGGAGAGGAAGCCAUGGGAAGAGAAGAGGGUGUUGGAGGAGAAGCAGACUGGGAGCGGGAGGAAGCAGAGGGAGAGGAGGAGGGGGAUGCAGAAGAAAAUGGGGAAAAAGAGGGAGCUGGCGAUGAUGGUGAUGUGACCAAAGAAGGAGAUGGUGAGAGCACUAAAAGUACUAAGGAUGAAACAGAACGAGUAGUAGAGGGAAACAAAUUUGAUCUGAAGGAGCCAGACAAUCUGAUAGACAACAUACAUGAUAAAGAGAAAAUCUUGGGAAAAGGAGAUGAAAGACCCGGUAAAGGUGAUGGAGCCGAGACCGAACCAAGGGAUGACAACCAAUCCAGAGAUGGAGAACUAUUAGGGAGAAGAAGAAAGACCAAAGAAGACUCAGAUGGAAAAGACAAGAAGGAUUCAGAUUAAUGGUAAACAAAAUGAACCAAACCAGACAUUUGCUAAGAGCUGUAUAGAUGGCACUUUUUUUCUGAAAGUAUGUUUUCCCAUUAAGGGUCAAGAAAGUUUAUUUGUAUGGAGUGAAUAUUUAAGCUGCACAGUGGGUAGCAUUGCUGCCUUGUAGCAAGAAGGUUCCGGGUUCGAUUUCCGGCCCGGUGUCUUUUUUGCAUGGAGUUUGCAGGUUUUCCCUGUGCAUGCAUAGGUUCUCUCAGGGUACU